Lolium rigidum is the source of this 618-nucleotide messenger RNA. Its product is annotated as protein LURP-one-related 11-like. Bases 1 to 618 code for a protein of 205 amino acids. The record is from RefSeq and is a predicted model, not a curated record. NCBI's taxonomy places the organism in Eukaryota, Viridiplantae, Streptophyta, Magnoliopsida, Poales, Poaceae. The transcript has 2 exons.
AUGGCCACUGCCAGAAUCCAGCCGCUGUCUGCUUCCCAGCUGCAUGAUCCUACUACGGGUGAUGAGAAUCAGAAGGUGGUAUACACGGUGUGGAUGAAAUCACUGGUGUUCAACGGCCACGGGUGCACCAUCUACGGCCAGGACGGGCGCGUGGCCUACCGCGUAGACAACUACGCCUGCACCCGCAGCCGCGAGGUGUUCGUCAUGGACACCGGCGGCAAGACACUCAUCAAGCUACUGCUCAAGAAGAAUUUUGGUUUCUUCAGCACAUGGCAAGGCUACUCAUGCUGCGACGGCGACGACGCUGCAGCCGACCAGCAGCCGUGGUUCAGUGUUCGAAAGGAGUACAGGGUCCUGAAGAACGGAAGGGCCGCCGUGGUCAGGGUGGCCGCCGGCGGGAAGGCGUACACGAUCGACGGCGCGUUGCGCGGGUCGGAGUACUACAGGGUCAGCGACGACGCUGACGGCGCGUCCGUGGCGGAGGUCAGGAGGAAACGGACAUCAUCCGGCUUGGCGCUGGGAGAGGACGUCCUAACCCUGACGGUUGGCCCGGCCAAGGAUCACCUGCUAGUCGUCGGGCUCGUGGUCGUUUGUGGCUUAAUCAGCCGUUGCAUCUGA